CUUGCGACUUUGGUUAGUAAGCGUUACGCCUUUACCCCACCAUAGAAUUGGAAAGAGUGCGAGAGGUGAGAGAAUCUGCUGUUGCUCUUCGAUUCAUCCCAAUUCUGCACACUUUUAGAACCGAAGAACCCUAAUUUUCACAACUUACAUCCCGACGAUUCGCUCUCUCGUCUAUUCUUACACCAGGAGUUUCUUGGCUGCCUCUGUGUGGGGCUACUUGCGUAAUGGCUUCUGUGUCGAGUCAGCCACAGUUCCGUUACACCCAACCUCCAUCGAAGGUGCUUCAUUUGAGAAACUUGCCAUGGGAAUGCACUGAGGAGGAGCUGAUUGAAUUGGGGAAGCCUUUUGGUAAGGUUGUCAAUACAAAGUGCAAUGUUGGGGCCAACAAAAAUCAAGCAUUCAUCGAAUUUGCGGAUCUAAAUCAAGCCAUUGCCAUGAUAUCCUACUAUGCUUCGUCAUCAGAACCUGCUCAAAUACGGGGGAAAACUGUGUACUUGCAGUAUUCCAACAGACAAGAAAUUGUGAACAAUAAGACUACUGCUGACACUGCAGGAAAUGUGUUGUUAGUUACUAUUGAGGGAGACGAAGCUCGCCAAGUCAGCAUUGAAGUAUUACACUUGGUAUUUUCGGCAUUUGGAUUUGUGCAUAAGAUUACAACUUUUGAAAAGACUGCUGGAUUUCAGGCGUUGAUUCAGUUCUCUGACACAGAAACUGCAUCUUCUGCAAAGAAUGCUCUUGAUUCAAGAAGUAUCCCGAGGUACCUACUUCCCGAGCAUGUGGGCCCCUGUUCUCUCAGGAUAACUUAUUCCGCACAUACUGAUUUGAGCGUCAAAUUCCAGUCUCACCGCAGCAGGGACUACACUAAUCAAUACCUUCCGGUUGCCCCGUCUGCUAUAGAUGCAACUGGUCAGCUAAGUGUGGGUGUGGAUGGGAAAAAAAUGGAACCAGAGAGUAAUGUGCUACUGGCAUCAAUUGAAAAUAUGCAGUAUGCUGUCACAUUAGAUGUCCUAAACACGGUCUUUUCUGCCUUUGGACCUGUGCAAAAGAUUGCUAUGUUUGACAAAAAUGGAGGGUUGCAGGCGUUGAUUCAGUACCCAGAUGUUCAGACCGCUGUUGUUGCAAAAGAAGCACUUGAAGGACAUUGCAUAUACGAUGGAGGUUUUUGCAAACUCCACCUAUCAUAUUCACGCCACGUUGAUCUAAGCAUCAAGGUAAACAACGACAGAAGCAGAGACUACACAGUUCCUAUACACGGGGGAAUGAUCCAGUCCUCAAUUCUCGGACAACAGCCACCAGGAGGAGGCCCUAUGCAGGGAGGUAAUGCUCCCCCUCCCUAUAACGGCGGACAAUACCCCGGACCGCCUCCUCCAUCAGGAGGCUGGGCCCCACCCCAACAUAUGCACAUGCAGAUGCCAAUGCAAAAUUACCAAUACAACAUGCAACCUGGACACGGUGCUACACCUCCCGGGCCUCCGGGUACCAUGCCACCAGGCCCGAUGCAUAUGCAGAACCCACCUGGUAUGCCUCCAUACAGCCAAUGACAUGAUGACGUGGCUCCAAGACUGACCUGAUUCUACUGAGGUUUUUGGGUUUGGGAAUAUGACAAAGAAAAAUUCCGACCUGCCAGUCUCAAUUCUUGAUUUUUCGGAGGGUUUUCUCUAUAAUGUCGUUUAGAAUCUGAAUCGUUUAUAAUUUUUAAUGUCUAAGCUAUUGUCUAAAUACUUAAUUAUUAAGUUUCUUUAGUUACAAAAAUCCUAAAACAUUUACUGUCAAGGAAAAGCUAUACUCCUUAUUAAUGUAUAGUUUAGACCUGAUCAUGUGUAGCCCGGUCCACUGGAUUGGCCUGAUUUGAAAAAUGUUGGAUUUAGGGCAGAACUUUGGGCCUGUUUUUGGCUUGACUGGCCCGAUUUUAAAAAAAAGUUGGACGGUUGGA
Molecule: messenger RNA, 1933 nt
Organism: Spinacia oleracea (spinach)
Lineage: Eukaryota; Viridiplantae; Streptophyta; Magnoliopsida; Caryophyllales; Amaranthaceae
Product: polypyrimidine tract-binding protein homolog 2
Exons: 11
Coding region: 225-1541 (438 amino acids)
Molecular function (GO): RNA binding
Source: RefSeq, a predicted model, not a curated record